Molecule: messenger RNA, 1461 nt
Organism: Rhizophagus irregularis DAOM 181602=DAOM 197198
Lineage: Eukaryota; Fungi; Glomeromycota; Glomeromycetes; Glomerales; Glomeraceae
Source: RefSeq, a predicted model, not a curated record
AUGUAUAAUAAUAUACAAACAUAUUCUUCCACAUCACGUUUACUGAUUGAUUGUUUAGACAAAGAAAAAAAUAAAAUACAAAAAGUUCAAGAAAAUCCACCUGUGUAUCAAUUAGCUACUAAAGCUGCAGCUGAUCGUUGUCUUGAUAUUCUCAGAAGAUUUCCUGAUUGGCACACAGGAUUCGUUGGCUUUGAUACAGAAACUACAGUCUACAGACAAAAGGAUCCUCAGGUUGUUUCAAUGAUUCAAAUAGCCACGAGAGAAUUAUGUUUUCUAUUUCAAGUAUUUCGAAUUACCAAAAUAAAUAAUACCAAGUUUCCGCCUCUGCUUCAAGAAAUUUUAACAAAUCAAGAUAUUAAGAAAGUUGGAGUAAAUGCUUCAGGUGAUGCAAAUUGGAUCAAAAAAUCCUACGGCUUUGAAAUGCGAGGAAUGGUUGAUCUUGAAAAAAUCGCUCAACAAAAAGGAUAUGCAGCAAGGUCAUUAAGGGAACUAACUAGAAUGUUUGGUGAUCCUGGAUUAGUACUGGAGAAAUCUAGAAAGAUAUUGAAAUGGAAUUUCGAUGCAGUUAAAUUAGAUCUGGAAGUAAUUCGUUAUGCAUCUUCUGAUGCUUUUGCUGGAAUUCAAGUUUAUGAGAGUAUUUUAAAAGACAGGAUAAACGAGGAAUAUCUUAACUAUGAGAAGCGGUAUCCAAUGAGUAUGAAAGAAGAAGACGACGAAAUUUAUUCAUUAAUAUUGGAGUCUCAUCCGAAAGGCGUGAAUACUAGAACAAAGACGAUAGCAAACUCCAUUGAGAAUCAUUAUCAGCGCUGGUUUAAAACUAAACCAAAAACAGAUGAUCGCCAUAAAGCAGCACUUAAUGUUAUUGGUCGGUUUAUCGAAGAUGGGCGAUUAAUUAAAGUACUUGGAAAUACAGAUUCAAAUUCUGAUGAACAAAAUGAGAAGAAAAUUUCUUCAAUAAGUAUGAUCCGCCUUCCUGGAGUUCCAUUUAAUAAAAUACUUAAAGAUUUUGGUAAGGAGUUUUUUGAGUCGAAAGGUCUUCCACAACAGGAUAGCGAAUUUAUGACAGAAAUAUCAUCAUAUUGUUUGAAGGCCAUCAAGAAAGAAUCUUUGGCAAAAAAUAUUGCUAAUAAUAGCAAAAUUACCUCUCUGGAUCGGAAGAAUCGAGACGCUGUUAUAGCUAAACUAAACGAAUUAAAUCGCAAAGGAGCUUUAAUGUCGGGCCAAAAGAACAAUACUCUUUUAUUGCAUCCUGAUUGGGUAAAUGGAUUAGAAGAUGGAUAUGAGAAAUUUAAAUUAACACAUGAUGUAGAAGACGAACGUGUGGAAAAUGAAACCUCGAAGGAAGGUGAUUCAGAUAAUGAAAACUUAGAAGGGAGAUGGGAGCAAAAUGAGCAAACAUAUGAACCAUGGCAAGAUAUUACCACAUUUGAUCCUAGUGAUGUCUGGGGUAAUAAAGAUUAG